Messenger RNA from Haemonchus placei, 996 nucleotides. The record is from the annotation of a GenBank genome assembly. Lineage: Eukaryota; Metazoa; Nematoda; Chromadorea; Rhabditida; Trichostrongylidae.
UAUUUGUCUUCGUCGAAGUCCGUGCGCGGACAGCCUUCACUGCCUGGUUCACAUCCCCAGUCGUCUCGCCUAACUGACUCGCAGUACGCUGCAAUCAAGAAUGAAGCCGAAGAAGUGGUUUCUUCAACUACCGCAUCAGUGGAUACUCCUCAUUCUACUGGCUUACGUCCGAUAGUAGCUCGCCCGUCUUCCUCCCAAACGAAUCGUGAUCUUGCGAAGGUGGUCGGACAGAUUCGUCCUAAGGUUAAUAUGGAAGAAAGAACAGACUCGCCAGCGUCUUCAUCAAGAUCUUUACCUCAGGGCAGCGCUGUAGCUGCUCCUAGUCCUACUGGUCAGCAGCGAUCACAUGAUGUUCUCUUGUUAUCAAAAGACGAAAUACCUCUGAAGGAAAGAUUGAUGACUAUUUUCGUGAAUUAUUCGUGUCGCAUUGGUCCUCAUCUCGAUCCUGCGAUGGUUGCUGGGAUUCGUCGCAAGUUUGGUCCCUUCGCAACGCAUCACGCUCUUCGGGAGGCCGUCCAACAGCUGUUGAACUGUUCGAAAGACGAUGCUAUAACGUUGAAUCUUGUACAACCGGCCGCUGUCACCCAAAUUCUGUCUGUUACUGCACAUUGUGGUGGCACGCCUCGAUCACGUUUCAUUCCAUGCGUAAAAAGCUCUGCAGAUGCAUGGAACUACCUUAAACAGCUCUUGCGAAAGCUAAAGGUCUGUGAAAAUUUCUACUCGAGCACUGGUGAACCGUGUACGAUGUGCAUCCCAACAAAUGACUUGAGCGUGGAUCAGAUUGUGGCUUUCUCACCACCAAUGAAACAGUGGUCGAUAGAGAAGGUGGCUAGCGAGUUGGGAAAAUUGCUUGAUGAGACGAUUGUCGCAAAGUUCGUCGAACAGCAAAUUGAUGGACGUUCAUUGGGAUUGCUGACUACAGAACUGCUUAUGAAUUAUAUGGGUUUAGCACUUGGACCUGCCCUCAAAGUGAGUCCGAUUGUUAGGGUUUACUGA